Messenger RNA from Drosophila hydei, 3113 nucleotides. It is a transcript of the gene Cp110, whose product is annotated as probable serine/threonine-protein kinase cdc7. Gene Ontology annotation, molecular function: protein binding. Gene Ontology annotation, biological process: centrosome duplication; centriole replication; regulation of cytokinesis. Bases 304 to 2784 code for a protein of 826 amino acids. The record is from RefSeq and is a predicted model, not a curated record. The transcript is spliced from 5 exons. NCBI's taxonomy places the organism in Eukaryota, Metazoa, Arthropoda, Insecta, Diptera, Drosophilidae. Gene Ontology annotation, cellular component: centriole.
ACCAAGGCAAUCUGGCAGGCUCAAAAGAAAAAGUAGCACACAAAAGCAAUUGUUAAUUUUGUAGUGCUCACUUCUUUUUUUGUUUGUUUUUAUUUUUUAUUUUGAUAUUAGCCUAGAUGAAACAGCGGCGUGUGCACUUGCCCUUGAAAUUGUCAUAGCAACGGACGCACAACAAAUUGUUAGCUUUUGAUGUUGCUUUUGGGUUGCGUUUCUUGCACACAAAAAGAAGGCACGCUAGCUAAGCCUUGGCAUUUUUCAACAGCAUUCCAAAUUCGAAGUGCAUAGACAUAACAAUACUUGCCCAUGGAUAUGGAUAAUGCAAGCUUGGCGAUGGAAUUGCUGCGUGUCGCCGCGGAACAAAAUGAGGCCACAAUAUCGAGGGAAUCACAGCACACACCCAGUGCCAAUCCCAAUUCCAACGCCGAUGCCGAUUCCGAUUCCAUUUCUAACAAAAUGCCACUGCCACCGCCACCGCCUCCGCCUACGGAAUACGUGUCCAAGUUCCGCAUCGAUGGUCAGCCCAUAUUGCCGCCAUUGAUGACAGCGGAGAAGCGACUGCAGAUGCGACAGCUGCGACAGCGAGCUAUGGAGCUAGAGGCCAAGUACAAUCAGGCACAGGCCGCCAGAUCGACAACAACUCUAAACGAAGAACGUCUUGCUGCAGCAGUAGACAGCAGCACGAAUAACAACAAAAGCAGCCGCAGCAACAGCAGUAGCAACAGCAGCAGCGACUUGAACGAUAGCGCCAUGGAAAACCCCCAAAGAUUGUCACAUCUGCAGCAAACGGAGACUUUUAUCUAUGACAGCACACGGCAGCCGCAGCCACAGCCACAGCCACUGCCACAGCAACCGCAGCAACAAAUCGUUGUGCGUCCCCAAACGCUUGACAUCGAGCCAAAGACUUCGUCGGUAGCAAAUGUAAUACCAACAAUUUGUGUUAAUCCACCAACGCCGCUGUGCGAACAGCAAACGGCGAAGCACUCGGGUACGGCAACUCCGGAGUCCAAAGGCAGUAAUCGGUCGCUCAGCACGCAUCAUCGCAAGCUGAACAACAUAACCACCCGCAUACUGCAGUUCGAGAAUACUGGACUGGGCAAGAAGCCACAGCCGGCCAAAUUGCUCUGGCACAAUGAGACGGUGGCCGUUGCGGACAAGCGAAUGCUGCGCUCAAGCACCAGUCCCUCGCUUAGCGCUGCUCAACUGGAUAUGUGUCAGUUGCAUCGAUCUCGGUCUUUUACGCUCGACGAGCCGUCCCAGGCGCUAGUCGAUCACAUGGAACGUGAGCGCAAAAAGCCGCCGGUGCCAUUGCCACCAGCAACGACUGCCAGUGCUCCCGCAGUCGGAACAUCGGUGUCGCCGCGAUGUCGCUUUGCACUGCCAGGCAACGUGUCGUCUGCGCACAGCUUGGCGCAUUUGCGACGCGACACUGUCGAGUCGAAGGCCAAGCAAGUGCAGCGCAGUGUCAGCAGCAGCAUCGUCGACACACUCAAGUCUUCAUCUGCUGCUGCUGCUGCUGCUGGUGGUGGUGGUGGUGGUGGUGGUGGUGUUGGUAAUAGGAGACGUGGCGACAUCUCUGUGCGACAUCAGCAACAGCAGAAACAGCUCGAGGAGCUGCUGCAACGUGCACUGCACGAGGCAAACGAUGCUGUGGCUGAUCAGCAGCACCUGACGCUGGCCAAGCAGCAAAUGUUUAAGGACAUCAAAAGCGCGCAUCGGGACCGCUUCCAGCAACUGGUUCAGUACCAGCACGAGGAGCAGCGUCGCAUGCAGGAGGAGUUUGAUAGACAGCAAAAGUUUCUUAUCGAACAGAUUUGCACGGAGAUUAAUGUGUCCGCGUACGCUCAUGAGUCCUUCUCCGGCGGGCGCAGCCCGAUCGGCGUUUCCGAGUACACAAGCACCGAUGAUUUGCCAACGCCGUCACGAUCCUCACCGAGCAACACGAUUACACCCAUUUCCAUGGACCUUACACAGCUCGAUGAGCUGCUCGAACAGGACAAUCCUGAGGAGUCUGCAUCCAAUACGGCACGCAAACGUCUCUUUGAUUUGGACAACGAAUCGGAAGUGCCAAUGGAGCUGCUGCAGAGUGCCGCCAGCUCACCCAGAGCCCUGCCAUUGCGCAGCAGGAAUAGCAACGACAACAGCACUAACAGCAACAGCAGCACCAGCAACAGCAACAACAGCAACAACAACAGCAGCAACAGCAGCAAAAUUAAAAAGGGUAUACAGCGGAACCAUUCAAAGCCACCGGGGUCUAAGAAUGCGAUCAGUCCAGUGCCGUCGGCCAAGUCGCCGCCGACGCGAAGAGUCGUUAACAAGACCCCAACGCUGACCAACAACGGCAACUCACGCAAUCAGCAGCAGCUAACAAUAGCCAAGAGCCGACGCAGUGGCUCGCCGAGCCGCUCGACUCAGCUGUCAGCGCUCGAUCUGGAGACGGAGCGACGUCACAUAGCCGCCACAGUUCUAAAUGCGGCCACGCGCGGCUUUUUGGUGCGCCGCCUCUUCCGAACGGAGCAAGUGCAGCGCAUUGUGCAGACCAUACGGGACACGCUCAUCUUUGUGCUCAACCUGCAUCUGGAGACAUGCGGCAACAGCCUCGACCAGGAGGAGCCGGCCAAUAUACGCCUUAAGGCACGCCUCCUCCAACAGCUGUGCUCAGCCAGCCGCACUCUGCACCUGAUCUUCUUUCAGACGAGCAUCAAGGAGCGAAUGGAAAUAAUUUCGCGGGAUCGAAAACGUAUUAAAACAAAGCUUUUGGCCAUGCACGUCAAGCAUCGAAACUGAACAAUACUCAGGGAAGGAGCGCUCUCCACUCCUAACGCGUGCGCCGCCAGCUCCUUCAAUCGCUCUCUCAACUCUUCUCACUUCAAUACAAAAUAUUAAGACUACUUGCCCAAUGUUGCCUUAAAGCCUUAUUUUAAAUUGACACCAUAUAGAAUUGCUGAUUUCGAAUCUGCACUGAGCGAACUAAUUCCAUUACCAAUGUGAUUUUAACUUGGUAGCAAGCUCAGCAGGCAGCAUUUUUUUUUAAUAAAACUAUUUCGGCUCUGAAACUCUUUGGUUAGCAAAGGACCUGGGGGCCAGAAAGUGAAUUCAAUAAAUAAUUGUGCAUU